AUGGCGACUGAGGUUGUCCAUGCUAUUGAGAUAUCUCUAGUGGACAUUUCCACAAAAUCAGUGACCUUGGGUCCUCAGAUGGCUAUCAUUGUCCGGGAAAUUUCGGGCGUCCUUAUUAAGCCCGGCGCCAACGAAAUAACCAUCUACGGCGUAGACCCCCAAGUUGAUCCUGACUCGAUUCGUGUUUCUGGAAAGGGUCCUGGCACCAUCACUGACAUACAGACUACGACUGUAACACAGAGAAAUUCUUUCGAGGAGCUUUUUCCUGGCUGUGAAGUCGAACCUGAGGACAAUCAUGUUGACCAUGACGACCCAGAUGAUGAUUUUGGAGUUGACAGGUCCGAACUCUCAAAGACAGGAAAGGAGUUAAAACUUUUAGAUUCGAGUCUUGCUGCUGCCCACAGAGAGCUGGAGACAGCUAGAAAAUCCAUAGAACUUUUAGAUGACUAUGGAAAGAGCAUGAAAGCAGGUGAUACCCCAGUGGCGAGACUUGAAGAAUAUCUUCGCACCUAUCAGACUCAGCGGUUAAAACUGGACGAUUAUUGUUACGAGUGUGAAGGCAAUAUAUCUGACAUUUCUAAUCGGAAAAGCAGAUUGUGCCGCAAAAUGCGUGACCUUGAAGCGGCCUUCAGUCACGCUCGAGACGCUGCAGCAAAGCCUGAGCAUGAAAACAGGAAGAGAAAACAGCAUGAACACAAUAUUACUGUUGCCGAGAAGAAAAGACGUCGAGAGGCCCAAACAAAUCGGCGAAACUCAACCAUUUCGGUUUUUGGCGCAUCAGAAACUGCAGGGAAAGUAGAGCUUUCCAUCACCUAUGUGACAAAGAAGGCCGGAUGGGUUCCUUGUUACGAAUUAAACCUAACGACGCUGACCUCCUCUGGGAAAGCCGUGUAUCUGGCAGAGUAUCACAACUUCAGCUCUGAAGUUUGGCGCGAUGCAAAAGUUGUGUUGUCAACCUCAGAGACUUCCUUUGGAGGUCUUGGAGAGAAGCUCCCACUGCUCAAACCGUGGAAUGUGAAAUUAGUCCAGGAGAAUACUCCAGGAUCAAGCAGCUCCGACGGCUGGAGGAAUCCACUAGAGAAUCACGUUGGCUUCAACGCCCGGGUGGGCCUGGAGAACCGUGCAUUCAACAGAAACAAUAUACCAAAGUUUCCUACAACGAACCCAAGUCUAGCACCGGCGACUUAUUCGACGGGUCUGCUGCUUGGAAAACAACAGCAGCAACAGAGGCAACUAACAAAUAUUGCACAAGCUCAGAGGAUGCUUCCACCUCCUCCCCACACCGCGAUUGUGCUUUCGCCUUCACCUCCUCCGCCAGCAGCCAUCCCAGCAUCAUCAGGAAACCUGCCUGAAACUACCGCUGAAGAUGAUGACGCCACCAUAUGCGCAGAUUUGACAGAUGCUGUCACCACCCUCUCCGACACUUCAAAUGCUCUCACUUUUCAAGAAUCUUCCGACAAGACUAUGGCCUAA
This is a messenger RNA of Paracoccidioides brasiliensis Pb18, 1473 nucleotides long. RefSeq lists its product as uncharacterized. The transcript has 3 exons. The coding region runs from base 1 to 1473 and encodes 490 amino acids. The record is from RefSeq and is a predicted model, not a curated record.